This is a messenger RNA of Colletotrichum scovillei, 2430 nucleotides long. Its product is annotated as amidophosphoribosyltransferase. Gene Ontology annotation, cellular component: cytoplasm. The transcript is spliced from 5 exons. Gene Ontology annotation, molecular function: amidophosphoribosyltransferase activity. Bases 379 to 2079 code for a protein of 566 amino acids. Gene Ontology annotation, biological process: purine nucleotide biosynthetic process; purine nucleobase biosynthetic process. Lineage: Eukaryota; Fungi; Ascomycota; Sordariomycetes; Glomerellales; Glomerellaceae. The record is from RefSeq and is a predicted model, not a curated record.
GAAAAUAUUUUUCUUCCCUCUUGGAGCCUCACCGUUCCCUCGUCGAAGUACGAGCGCCAAUCCACUCUGUCUCUCUCUCGAAGAGGCCGGCUUGUUUCGUCCCGAAGAUCUCGUGUUGCCUCGUUCCCCCGACUCUCUUUAUCCUAAGUCCGAAACACGAAGAAAACACGGCGUGGACCCUGUCCAACUAAAAAAAAAAUACCCCGCCAUCGGAUACCCCGCCACCACCCACGACCGAAGCUAUCUCGAACACCAACACCCAUAACUACGCUGGUUCCUUCUGCGCAAACAUUUGCCAAGCUCCCUUGAACGCGGAAGCAUUGGAUAGACCUCGAGAAUCACUGAUAUCCUGCAAGAUACCGCAAAGAGCAAGGCAAGAUGUGUGGAAUUCUUGGAAUCUGCAUGGGUCAUUAUGACCGGGAUGAAGACAACUGCGACGCUGCGCAGGACAUCCAUGAAGCCAUGUACCUUCUUCAGCACCGCGGCCAAGACGCCUGUGGUAUUGCGACUAGUUCUUAUGGAGGACGAAUCUUCAUGAACAAGGAUUCUGGCAUGGCAGCGACCGUCUUCAAGGACGGCAAGAGGGUCAUUGACUUGCCUGGAUGGAUGGGCAUUGGUCACCUUCGCUACCCUACCUGGGGAAGCAGUGGACGUGCUGAAGCUCAACCGUUUUAUGUCAACAGCCCUUAUGGAAUCUGCCUGUCGCACAAUGGCAACCUUACCAAUGCUGCCGAGCUCCGUGCCUUCCUGGACAAGGACGCUCACAGGCACAUCAACACCAGCAGUGACAGUGAGCUGAUGCUGUCUGUCUUUGCCAACGAGCUUAAUGAGACUGGAAAGGCGCGUAUCAACGAGACGGAUCUGUUCAGCGCGCUCGAGCGCACUUACAAGCGCAUUCAGGGUGCCUGGGCUAGCGUCAUCAUGGUUGCUGGCUAUGGUGUGGUUGCGUUUAGAGACCCUGAUGGUAUCCGUCCUUUGGUUUGGGGUUCUCGCAAGUCGACUCCUAACCCUGAUGAUGACGCUUACGACUACAUGGUCGCGUCGGAGUCGAUUGCUCUGCGCCAGCUGGGCUUCAAGAACAUCACCGAUGUCUUGCCCGGACAGGCUGUUCUCUUCAAGAAGGGCUGCCCUCCUGUCUUCCACCAGAUUCAGGAGCCGGCUUCAUACAGCCCUGACAUCUUUGAAUACGUGUACUUUGCAAGGCCUGACAGUGUCAUUGAUGGAAUCAGCGUCCAUGAGUCCCGCAACCGCCAGGGUAUCAAGUUGGCUGACAACAUCAUCGCUCGACUGGGUGAGGAGGCCGUUAAGGAUAUCGAUGUUGUCAUCCCUAUCCCCGAGACUUCCAACACGGCUGCUGCAGCCUUGGCGGAGCGCCUCAGGAAGCCCUACUCCAUGGGUUUCGUCAAGAACCGUUACGUCUUCAGAACUUUCAUCAUGCCUGGACAGCAGAUGCGGCAAAAGAGCGUUCGCCGCAAGCUCAGCACCAUUGAUUCCGAGUUCAAGGGCAAGACUGUGCUUCUUGUUGACGACUCGGUGGUUCGCGGAACGACUAGCCGAGAGAUCGUCACCAUGGCGCGUGAGGCGGGAGCUCGCAAGGUCAUCUUCAGCUCGUGCUCGCCCGAGGUCAUCCACCCCCACGUCCACGGCAUUGACUUGGCAUCGCAAAAGGAUCUGAUUGCUCAUGGACGCAGCAACGCCGAAAUUGCCGAGCAAAUCGGUGCUGAUGACAUCAUCUACCAGACGGUCGAGGAUCUCGUGGCCUCAUGCGCUGAGUUGUCUCCUCGUGACCCCAAGACGCAGACUUUCGAGAUCGGCGUUUUCAGCGGUUGCUAUGUCACCCCCGUUUCUGAGGCCUACCUGGAGCAGCUCGAUGAUGCCCGCAACAGCGGCAGAAAGCGUAAGGCGCUUGUUGCCAGCAGCGGCCCCGUGAAUACCGGGCCCGCGGACUCUGCGGAAACUCCUGCUGCUAAAAUCGCCAAGACCAAUGGCUUGGCGGCCCGGACACGAGCUGACCCGCAGUCCCCGGGAAACCCUGCGGACAUUGGCAUCCACAACGCGGCUCAUGAGGGGGGAAACUAGACGAUCCAAAGAUGCUCACGCAACUAUCCAGAGAAAGGCCGGAAAUGGGGUAUACAGAAAAUCAAAAAUUCAAGAGAGGCGUUGGGGAGGGAUCGGUAUUUUGGAACUACAUUGCAUUCAUCUCUGAGGUUUAUUACUCAGGCUUGGAGUUGGGUACUUGAUUUGGUACUCGGCUGGUUAGAGAGAGAGAGAGGUAUGUAUAGUCGUCCGUACAUAGGGUUCUUUUCGAACGUCCCGCACAUAGAUGAUUCACAAGAAUUAAUCAUCCAUUCCAACAACUGCUUGGUGGGCAUCAGUCGUCGUUGGAUUGUACCCGGUAGUAGCAUGAGUAAUCUAAAGAGAUAUCCAGAG